Molecule: messenger RNA, 711 nt
Organism: Styela clava
Lineage: Eukaryota; Metazoa; Chordata; Ascidiacea; Stolidobranchia; Styelidae
Source: RefSeq, a predicted model, not a curated record
UGCAGUCAUGGUAUACAGUGGUUCCGCUCUAAUUGCUGUUGUCACCGUCGCUGUCGCUGUAGGUUGGUUUGAUAGAAACUUACUCAUGGAGUGGCCCCCUAUGACGGAAGAAGAUGAAACGAAUGCUCCAUCUACAUACAUAAGUGGGCGGUUAUGCUGGCUUCAUCGUUAUUCAUUAAUUGUUGGAUUUUUGGCGCCUAUCGCUAUUGGUCUCGUUAUAAAUGCAUUUGGCUUCAUCGCAAUAUCAAAAGCAAUUACUUGUGAUCGGUCGAAGAUACUAUUAAGGACAAACCAGAAGAAAUCUUCUCUUCAGGAGGCAAAGACAUAUCUUACAAGAGCCAUUAUCUUCACUUUUUUACUAGGACUAGCAUGGCUAUUUGCUAUUCCGUUAACAAUAUCCGAGGAUGAAAAUACGAACAUUGUGUUUGGAUGGCUGUUUUCUGUCGCCAACUCGUUGCAGGGUUUCUUUGUCUUUUUUCUUUUCUGCAUUCGAAGAAAAGACGUUCGAGAUUUAUGGACAACAGAAAUAUUAAAACUAUUAUGCAUAAAAAGAAAAGAUAGUCAUGUGAAAGGUCAGACGAAGAUAGAUGGAACACCAGGAACAAAAACACCACAAACUAAAAGGACUAAUGUAACAGUAACAUAUACAAAGACUAACAAAGUUAAAGUUUAAUACCAUAAGUUCACAAAACAGCGAGGGGCUGUUAUGAG